UGGGCGAACGCCGCUGCAAGGGGAGGGCAGGCGGCGGCGGGAGCUGCCACGGGAGCUGGACCCGGCGCACGGGAUGGUGCCUUGAGCCGCAGACCCGGACCCGGACCUGGACCCGGACCCGCAGAAGGCUCUCGGACGCCCUUCGCUGCAUGCCAGCCCGGCCAGGAAAGGGAGUGGACUCCGCACACCCAGCGCUUGCUGCCGAGCCUCUUCUGCGCAGGAACGCACGCUCCUGCCUCGACCAAGGCUUCCAGAACCUCUGAGGCCGGAGGCCCCCAGCUCUACCUCAUGCGUGGGGGACCCUGCUAGCCAUGGCCCUCCUCCUAGGCUUCCUGCUGCUGCUGGAGUUGUGCUCGGAUACCUCCGCCCUGGGGCCGCUGUCAUCCACAAAGGGUUCUGAUGUUUUGGAAUUUGAAUUGCCUGCCACGAACUAUGAGACCAAGCACUCUUACAAAGCUGGGCCCAUUGGCGUUCUCUUUAAAAUGGUGCACGUCUUCCUCCGCGUGGUGCAGCCCAAUGCUUUCCCCGAAGAUAUUUUAAGAAAAAUUCUACAAAAGAAGUUUGACUUCUCAACUGAGUAUGAGAAGCCAGAAAAUGUAGUCUUGACUCUGAAGAUUAUCUACUAUGAAAUCGGGAUUAUUAUUUGUGCUGUCCUGGGACUGCUCUUUGUCUUUCUGAUGCCUCUGGUGGGGUUUUGCUUUGGUCUGUGUCGUUACUGUAACAAGUGUGGUGGAGAAAUGCAUCAGCGACAGAAGAAAAACGGGACCUUCCUGAGGAAAUACUUUACGGUCUCCCUCCUGGUGAUUUGUAUAUUCAUAAGCGUGGGCAUCAUCUAUGGCUUUGUGGCAAACCACCACCUGAGGACCCAGAUCGAAAAGACUCGGGAGUUGGCAGACAGCAACUUCAAAGACUUGAGAACCCUCCUGAAUGGAACGCCAGAGCAAAUCAACUAUGUACUGAGCCAGUAUGCAACCACGAAGAAAAAGGCAUUCUCGGAUCUGGAUAAUAUUAAGUCAUUGCUAGGAGGCGGAAUUCACGAACAGCUAAGACCUAAAGUGAUGCCCGUGCUUGAUGACAUCAACGCCAUGGCAGAAGCAAUCAAAGAGACCAAAGAAGCCUUGUUGAACGUGAACAACACCUUAAAGGAGCUGAAGAAGUCAACCACACAGCUUAACACCAGCCUCAGUGACGUGAAAAUGAACGUGGAGCAAUCACUCAGUGACCCCAUGUGCUCUGUCCCACCAGUGGCCACCACUUGCAACAGCAUACAGAUGUCUCUCAGCCAGCUGGAUGACAAUACCAACUUGGAUCAGCUCCCAUCUUUGGAUCAGCAAAUUGAUAAUAUUAAUGACGUUCUUCAAACAGAUUUGUCCAGCCUGGUCCAACAGGGCUAUAAAUCCUUUAAUGAUAUUCCCGAGAUGGUGCAAAAUCAAACCACAGACAUCAUAUCAGAUAUCAAAAGUACCUUGAAUUCCCUUGGUUCAGAUAUUGAAAAUAUAGGCGAGCAGAUUCCGAUUCAGGAUAAGCUGUCCAAUUUCAUGGGUUACAUUAAUGACACUGAAACUUACGUCCACCAAAAUUUACCCACAUUGGAGGAGUAUGAUUCAUUCAGGUGGCUGGGUGGCCUGGUUGUCUGCUCUUUGCUGACACUCAUGGUGGUUUUUUAUUACCUGGGCUUGAUGUGUGGCAUGUGCGGCUAUAACCGGAAUGCCUCCCCGACCCGACGAGGCUGCGUCUCGAACACCGGGGGCAUCUUCCUCAUGGCCGGGGUUGGUGUCAGUUUCCUCUUCUGCUGGGUACUGAUGGCCAUCGUGGUUCUCACGUUUGUCAUCGGUGGAAACAUGGAAAAACUGGUCUGCGAGCCUUACAAAAACAGGAAGUUAUUCCAGAGUACUAUCUACCAAAGCAUCAAGGAACUUCAACACAAAAGCAGCAGACUGGGGGUGAAAGUGGUCAAUAUCCUUUCCUCUCUGGAUUCUGCUCAGGACUUCCUCAAAACCCGCAUCUCCUCAGUUAUUGUUGAAGAAAGUAAGAAGUAUGGGAACACGAUAGUAGGAUACUUUGAACGCUAUCUGCAGUGGGUCAAGUUCUCAAUUACUGAGCAAAUUGCAGCCUGUAAACCCGUGGCCACCGCUUUGGACUCUGCUGUGGACGUCUUUCUGUGUAGCUACGUUAUCGACCCCCUGAAUUUGUUUUGGUUUGGCAUAGGGAAAGCGACCAUAUUUUUACUCCCAGCCAUCAUUUUCGCUGUGAAGCUGGCCAAGUACUAUCGUCGAAUGGACUCAGAGGACGUGUACGAUGAUAUGGAAAAUGGUAAUAUUGGUUUUCAUAGACAUCAUUCUACUCAGACUGUAUGAAUAAAGUUUUUGGACAGAUCCAACAGCACAGCACCUCCAAAUACUGGAAAAGAAACACUUCCCUCCUGGAGUUUACAGAGUUCAGUGAUUUUUAUAUUCAACAUGCACUGACGCGCCAAAGAGUGAAAAGGCGUGUACACCUAUUUUUUUUUUAAUCUCUAGAAGUUUUGCUUUAAUCAUCUGAGCCUUUGAUGAAAGUUUCAAUAUGUAAUACAUUCACCGAAUUUCCAGUUUAGCUUUGGGAACAAGACAUGAAUUGUGUCCCAUUUCCUUGCUUGGGAACUUAGACUUGUAGUUAGAGAACGCUCAGCAAAUCGCAGAUGUGCGUGUGUGUGAACAAUAAAAGAAU
This is a messenger RNA of Leptonychotes weddellii (Weddell seal), 2706 nucleotides long. The record is from RefSeq and is a predicted model, not a curated record. NCBI's taxonomy places the organism in Eukaryota, Metazoa, Chordata, Mammalia, Carnivora, Phocidae.